Molecule: messenger RNA, 2223 nt
Organism: Epithele typhae
Lineage: Eukaryota; Fungi; Basidiomycota; Agaricomycetes; Polyporales; Epitheliaceae
Product: P-loop containing nucleoside triphosphate hydrolase protein
Exons: 6
Coding region: 1-2223 (740 amino acids)
Molecular function (GO): ATP binding; ATP hydrolysis activity
Source: RefSeq, a predicted model, not a curated record
AUGCGUCGCUACUUCUCCCAAUCUCGCGGUUCUCGUUUCUCGAUGCUCAGGCAGCCCUCGGAGAAGACUGACGACACGGACGCUCUCAACGAUGAGAGUACGAACGGCCAAGUCGAUCCACCCCAGCCGGACACUCCCCUCCCUCCCCCAAACCUAAAGGUCAAACGUGUCGACCACUACUGGAGCUCGUGGUCGAAGUCGUGGAAGUAUCGCAACACCGGCUCAGGGGUCGUGGCGGAGGUUGCGCACCCCGUCGGAAACGGGUCCGACAACGACCCCUGGCAGAGCUUCUGCUUCGUGGUCGUACGCAAGAUGCCCGAGGAGCACCAGAAGCUCAUGAACCCCGAUCCCACCUUCCAAGUCGUCGUCAAAAGCCCAUACCUGCUCAAAGCAUGCAAGGACGUCAUGGGCGACAUUAACGGGCUAUCUUGGACUACGGAGCCGCUCGAGCUCGAUCCCCAGCUCCUCCUCUCGUUCUUCCCCGACUUCGAGUCCUACGAGCUGGCACUCCGCGACAAGGGCGCCCGUCGCACUACGGAGGAGGAACACGUGCUCCCCACGGUCGGUGUCCUGCUCGAGUACCUCCGAAAAGACUACCGCGCCACGCUCGCCCGCAUCCACAGCCUCGUCACGCACGGCGAGAUCACCUUCGACCUCCUGUACUCCAUCCUCGUCCCGCGCACGAUCGUCGUCACCGACUGCCCAACGACCGACGAGCCCCGCGCGCUGCAACUGCUCACCGCGACGAAAGUCGGCGCCGGCAUGUGCUCGGCAUACGUGCUCGUGUGUGAGAGCGUGGACUCGACCGAGGAGGGCGCGCUCUCCGGGCGCGAGGCUGAGAACGCGCGGACGAACUCGAACUGGAGGGGCGUCAAGCGCUCCCCGUCUGCAGAUCCGUCAGGCAUGCCGAGCGAGGGCGGCACGCGGGCAUUCGGGCGCAUCCAGAACCAGGUCGUCAUCCCGUUCUUCAAGGGGACGGUGAAGAUCAACUCGCUCGAGGUGUUCCCGCUGCAGUACCACCACAGCCCGGACGAGCUGAAAAAGACGCUCAUCGAGCGCGGUCGGAUGUGGGUGUCCAUGCGCGGCGUGCACCACAUGUACCAUGAGGGCACGGCUGCUCGGAACGUGGAGACCUUUGGAGGGAAAAGGAAGGCGAUCAAGUUCAAUGUGACGUCGCGCGUCAUGAUCGACCGAGGGAACUUCAUUCGCAUGAACCCCAAUUACUCGCUGCCAACGGCGGCAGUGCCACAGACCGAGGAAGAAGUGAACCUCCAAAACCAUCUAAUGGUCGACCCGAACGCCCCUCGUUUGGAACUGCGCGCACACCGCGAGCUUGAGGAAGACGUGCCGCUCACGGACGACGAGCUCAUGCUGGCUUCCCCGGUCCUCUACGGGUUCGGCUUCGCUGAUAAGAUCUGGCUCGAGUUCAACGUAGCCAACAUCCAGCCGAUCUCGUGGAACGACGAGGCUUUCGACGGUCUGGUGCUCACGGCUGAUCGCAAGAACUUGCUACGCUCGCUCGUCGACGCGCACCACGCCAACCUCGGUUUCGACGACUUUGUCCGAGGGAAGGGCCAAGGCCUCAUCAUCAACCUCUUCGGCCCUCCGGGAGUGGGAAAGACGCUGUCUGCGGAAGCGACGAGCGAGCGCGUCCGCCGGCCGCUGUACGUAGUCGGGGGCGGCGACCUUGGAACGACCGCCGCUGGGCUCGACGCCGAGCUCGAGAAGGUCUUCGACAUCGCGACGAGCUGGAAGGCGAUCGUGCUGAUCGACGAGGCGGACGUGUUCCUCGAGCGGCGGUCGAUGCACGACCUCGAGCGGAACGCGAUGGUCGCCGUCUUCCUGCGCCACGUCGAGUACUACCGCGGCAUCCUCUUCCUCACCACGAACCGGAUCACCGCGUUCGACGAGGCGUUCCUGUCCCGCAUCCACGUCGCGCUGCACUUUUCGGAGCUCUCGGUCGACAUACGCGCCCAGAUCUGGCGGACGUUCCUGCGCAAGGCGGGGGUGGCGGAGGCAACGGUGGGCGAGAAACUGGUGCAGCGGCUGGCGGAGCGGAACGUGAACGGGCGGCAGAUCAAGAACGCGUGCCGGACGGCGCAGUCGCUCGCGCUGAGCCGGGAGGAGGGCCUCGGGUACGCGCACCUGGCGGAGACACUGGACGCGAUGGAGGAAUUCACAGCAGACUUCGAAGCGCUGGGGAAGGCAGAGCGGGGUCAAUGA